Messenger RNA from Oncorhynchus tshawytscha (Chinook salmon), 2986 nucleotides. RefSeq names its product DNA ligase 1-like. The coding region runs from base 314 to 685 and encodes 123 amino acids. The record is from RefSeq and is a predicted model, not a curated record. The transcript is spliced from 2 exons. Lineage: Eukaryota; Metazoa; Chordata; Actinopteri; Salmoniformes; Salmonidae.
UCACCCACCUCCGUAGCUUGCUAGCCAACAUAGCCGAAAGAUUCAAGCUAUUUAUACACUUUCGGUGUAUAUUAGCUACUGUGUUUUAGACACACAUCUGUCGUUUCAACUUGUUAACCUAUUUAAUUUAAUAUUACGUUAUUUUGUAUUAGUCAGCUAUAGUAGUUGGGUGGUUAAGUUAGCACUAGUCUAGUUGCUAAUGAUAACUAACUAGCUAACAUCCCCGAACAUGACCUCCCUAAACUACUCUCCUCCUGUUAAAGAAGAGGAGGGCUGCUGGACGGAGAAUUAAGUUCUGGGGCUGAACAUUGUCAUGAAAGAGGAGAAGGAAGAAGAGGAUGUCACAGUUAAACAAGAAGUAGAAGUUGAGGCUGUUACAGUGAAAGAAGAGGAAGAAGCGUUCAGAGUGAAAGAGGAGGAGGAUGUUACAGUAAAAGAAGAUGAGAAAGAGGAGGAUGCCGUUUUUGGAGUGAAGAAUGAAGGGGAGAUUACAGUCACAUUGAAAGAUGAAGAGGAUGAGAUAGGAGAUCUGAGUAACACCAGAGAGAGACCAGACUCUCGCUAUGACAGCAGGAAGAGUCCUUCAGUUGAACCAGACCCAGAGACGCCCAAACCAGCAAGACAACACCACUGCUCCCACUGUGAAAAGAGUUUUCGCUGGUUAGGGAACCUAAAUCGCCAUUAGAGAAAAGCCUGAAGGCCAUUUCUCCACACUGGAGAAAAGCCAUACCACAGCUUCCACUGUGAAAAGAGAUUUUCCAGAUCAGGGGACUUAAAAGCUCAUGAGAGGACACACACAGGCGAAAAGCCUUUCCAAUGUGCCCAGUGUGGAAAGAGUUUUAUUCAGUUAGGAAGCCUGGAGGAGCAUGAGAGAAUACACACAGGAGAAAAGCCUUACCACUGCUCCCAGUGUAAAAGUAGUUUUUCACGAGUAGGAGCCCUAAAAGCUCAUGAGAGGACACACACAAGAUUAAAGCCUUACCACUGCUUCCAAUGUGAAAAGAGAUUUUCCCGAUCAGGGGACCUAGAAGCUCAUGAGAGGACACACACAGGAGAAAAGCCUUUUCAAUGCUCACAGUGUAAAAAGAGUUUUACUGUGUUAGCUAAUCUGAAAAGGCAUGAGAGAAUACACACAGGAGAAAAGCCUCAUCACUGUUCCCACUGUGGAAUUAGUUUUAUUCAGUCAAGGAGCCUGAAGGAGCAUGAGUGGACACACACAGGAGAAAAGCCUUUCCAAUGUUCCCAGUGUGGAAAGAGUUUUAUCGUGUUAAGUAACCUGAAAAGGCAUAAGAGAAUACACACAGGAGAAAAGCCUUACCACUGCUUCCAAUGUGAAAAGAGAUUUUCCCGAUCAGGGGACCUAAAAGCUCAUGAGUGGACACACACUGGAGAAGAACCUUUCCAUUGUUCCCAGUGUGGGAAGCGUUUUACUGUGUUAGCUAACCUGAAAAGGCAUGAGAGAAUACACACAGGAGAAAAGCCUCAUCACUGUUCCCACUGUGGAAUUAGUUUUAUUCAGUCAAGGAGCCUGAAGGAGCAUGAGUGGACACACACAGGAGAAAAGCCUUUCCAAUGUUCCCAGUGUGGAAAGAGUUUUAUCGUGUUAAGUAACCUAAAAAGGCAUGAGAGAAUACACACAGGAGAAAAGCCAUUCCAAUGUUCCCAUUGUGGAAACAGUUUUACUCAGAGAGGGCAUCUACAAGAGCAUAAGAGAAUUCACACAGGAGAAAAGCCUUAACACUGCUCCCAGUGUAAAAAUAGAUUUUCCCGAGUAGGGGACCUAAAAGCUCAGGAGAGGACACACACAGGAGAAAAGCCUUUCCAAUGUUCCCAUUGUAGAAAGAGUUUUACUGUGUUAGCUACCCUGAAAAGGCAUGAGAGAAUACACACAGAAGAAAAUCCGGGCACUGAAGACGUGGAUGUCGAUUAAGGCAGCCCCUCGCACCUCUGAUUCAGAGGGGUUGGGUUAAAUGCGGAAGACACAUUUCAGUUGAAGUUGUACAACUGACUAGGUAUCCCCCUUUCCCUUUGCCUAUAGAGCUCUGCUAUAAACAUGAGAGCAAGAUUAGAUUUUAUGUUCUGCAUUAUUAUUAUUAUGGAGGCCAUCACGUUAAGAAAUUAUGGUAUGUUCUGAAAACUGACUUCAGGUUUUUGAGGAAUCUAGUCUUGCAGGAAGACAGUUUUAUUUUAUGGAGGUUUAAUUCAGUUCUCUUCUCAGUAUUUAACUAAAUACUCUGUCUUUGGUAUGAGAGGGACUAGACUUAUCACUGCUCCCAGUGUGGAAAGAGUUUUACCUGGUUAAGGAGCAUAAGACACACCAAAAAAGCCUUACCACUGCUCCCAGCGUAAAAUUGAUUUUUACGAGUAGGGAACCAAAAAGCUCAUGAGAGGACACACACACAGGAGAAAAGCCUUUCCAAUGCUCCCAGUGUGGAAAGAGUUUUACCUGGUUAAGGAACAAGAAGGAGUAUAAGAAGACGCACCAAAAAGGCCCUACCACUGCUCUCUCUGUGUGGAAGGACAUUUUCCCAGUCACAGAACCUGAAAUCACAUGAGAGAAUAAAGGUGCGGUGUUCUGACUUAUUUUUGACUGAGAAUUGCCACAUGAAAUCAUAUUGUUCAUGAUAAUGCAUGUUUAUAUAAGGUCCCACAGUUGACAAUGCCCGUGAGAGCAAACACCAAGCAGUAAGGUCAAAGAAAUUGUCCAUAGAGCUCCGAGACAGGAUUGUGUCAAGGCACAGAUCUGGGGAAGGGUACCAAAAAUUGUCUAGCAUUGAAAGUCCCCAAGAACACAGUGGUCACCAUCAUUCUAGAAUGGAAGAAGCUUGGAACCACCAAGACUCUUCCUAAAGCUGGCCGCCCGCCAAACUGAGAAAUGAGGGUAGGAGGGCCUUGGUCAGGUAGGUGACCAAGAACCCGAUGGUCACUCUGACAGAGCUCCAGAGUUCCUCUGUGGAGAUGGGAGAAACUUCCAGAAUGACAACCA